GGCUGUCUCUGCCACUAUCUGUCAGUUCAUACUGGAGACUGGCUGGCCUGCUGCAGGAUGGCUCAUAGUGUCACUAAAGGGCUGGCUUACCUUCACUCUGAGCUGUACAGAGGAGACCAGUAUAAACCUGCAGUGUCCCACAGAGAUCUGAACAGCAGGAACAUCCUGGUUCGUAGCGACUUAUCUUGCGUCCUGAGCGACUUCGGUCUCUCCAUGAGACUGACAGGAAACCGUCUGCUGCGACCGGGAGAUGAGGACAACGCUGCAAUAUCUGAGGUGGGGACAAUCCGGUAUAUGGCCCCGGAGGUCCUGGAAGGUGCAGUAAAUCUGAGGGACUGUGAAUCUGCCCUGAAGCAGGUGGACAUGUACGCUCUGGGCCUGGUUUACUGGGAAACCUUCAUGAGAUGUACAGACCUCUUCCCUGGGGAGUCAGUACCAGAGUACCAGAUGGCGUUCCAGGCAGAGGCAGGGAACCACCCCAGUUUUGAGGACAUGCAGGUUCUGGUGUCCAGAGAGAAACAGAGACCAAAGUUCCCUGAGGCCUGGAAGGAGAACAGCCUGGCGGUGCGGUCUCUUAAAGAGACCAUGGAGGACUGCUGGGACCAGGAUGCAGAGGCCAGGUUGACGGCUCAGUGUGCAGAGGAGAGACUGUCUGACCUGCUGCUGGUCUGGGACAGAAACAAGUCUGUCAGCCCUACAGUCAACCCAACUACUGCCACAGCUAUCCACAACCAGAGGAAUCUGUCUAACAGUCGACGGGCUCCGAAGGUUGGCCCCGCCUACCCCGACUACUCCUCAUCCUCUUAUAUUGAGGACCACCAGCUGGGCGGAGUCAAGAACCUCCCAGAAGAUGGUCACCCCGCGAUAGUGGCCAUGAUGAGCAAUGGAGUGGGAGGGGCGGUGGUUCCAGAGAAGAACCGGAAUUCCAUCAACUAUGAGCGACAGCAAGCUCAGGCUCGGGUGUCCAGUCCAGAGAGCAGUGUGUCCACAACCACUACAGGCCUGACGCCAGUCACUGUCUUCAGCACCAUCUCAGAGUCCGAGCACACUGGGGGUGCUCUACCCAGUGUCCCGGUGUGUCUGCAGCUGACACAAGAGGACUUGGAGGCCACCAAGCUGGACCCAAAAGAGGUUGACAAGAAUCUGCGGGAGAGUUCUGAUGAAAACCUGAUGGAACAUUCUGAGAAACAGUUCAGUUCUGACCCGGUGGUCCCCGGGACCAACAGCCUGCUCUACCCACUGAUAAACCUGAGUGCUGAGGUAUCGGUCCAGAGUGAUCAUGGAGGAGCAGACACCCCUCCCCCUCCCUCCCGCUACCCCAUCCCUCCCCUCCCCAAACAGCAGAACCUCCCCAAGAGACCCACCACCCUCUCCCUGCACCCCAAAACCAAGGAGUCCACCUCCAACUCCUCACGCCACAAGUUUGGAAAACACAAGUCAAACAUCAGACAGGUACGGAUGGGUCUGGUCCAGCACAGAGACAAUAACCAGCAGGAGCUUCUAGUUAUGACUGACAUUCAUGUAUCCUCCUUAUUAGUAGAGGAGAUCAGUAGGAGUUUGUCGGGUGAGAAGAUUAAGCGACGCGUGAAGACACCAUACGCCCUGAAAAAAUGGCGCCCAGCAACAUGGGUCGUUUCCACAGAUACGAGCCUGGACCUGGACUACGAGGUCAACAACAACACCGGAGGCCUGGUUCACUCGUCAUCCAACCACAGAAGACCUGGAUCUGGCAGCAGCAGCUUCCGAAUCAACCAGUCCAAAUCCAGCAUGGCUGUUUUUCUGGUUGGAGGUGGAGACACUGCAACUAUGACCUCUGACCCCAGCGAGAUGAGCUGCCUCACCAAGCUUCGAAGGAGGCCUUGGAACGUUCCCCCGCGGCUUGUCAGUCCGGCCAGAGACACUCCUGGCCAGAUGUUGGUGUGGUGAGCCAUGUAGAUAUCAGCAGACACUGGGGUCCUGGUCCUCGCCGGAGGACAUCGCCGCCGGAUCAACACUGGCACCGCACACAUCACCCACUCUCCCUCUAGCCAACCACAGCACAUGGCUCACAGCGAGAGGUGGGUGGUAAAGAGACGCUGGGCACAUGAUUGGUUAAUGGCAGAUGAUGUCACCUGAAGGAAAAUCUGUGGUCGGUUACUUGUUGAAUUAGUUAGCCUGUUAGCUGGUUAGCAAGCGGACGUUUAGAGUCAGCUUUAUUCUCUAGACUUGUGGCCAACACAUUGGCCACAUCACUUCCCAGUGUCACUCAGUGAGACUUGCUGUGAUUGGAUGAAAUGACUCUCUAAGAGAAGCCAGUGGCAGUCUGCUGUUCUGGUCAUGUGACUGUGAUGAAAUGUGGAUCCUUAUCCAACUGCCUUUUUUGUAUCAUUUGAAGACUUUAUUUAAACUGAUUUUAGCUAUGCAGUCAGUCAGCGUACAAGGCUUCCCUCAGCUGCUCUUCUGGAAACUCCCCACCUCUGAUAACACCAACAAUCAUUUUUCCUACAAUCUUUUUUUUCAUUUUGCACUUUCUCUGAAGACUUCCAUGUCAGGGGUGUUACACUGCCCCCUAUGGGCGCCACGCUGGAUGUUAGUGUGGACACGAUACAGCUGAGAUGAUGGGAGUGGGGAGAGGAGUAGAAAGAGCAUUAGUCUUAGUCAUCUCAUCAAGCAAGAGAGACAUGAAGGAGCGGAGAGGAGAGACGGGAAGAGGAGAGACAGGGAGAGGAGAGACGGGAA
This is a messenger RNA of Lampris incognitus (smalleye Pacific opah), 2718 nucleotides long. RefSeq names its product bone morphogenetic protein receptor type-2-like. Gene Ontology annotation, cellular component: signaling receptor complex; plasma membrane. NCBI's taxonomy places the organism in Eukaryota, Metazoa, Chordata, Actinopteri, Lampriformes, Lampridae. The record is from RefSeq and is a predicted model, not a curated record. Gene Ontology annotation, molecular function: ATP binding; transforming growth factor beta receptor activity. Gene Ontology annotation, biological process: protein phosphorylation; cellular response to growth factor stimulus; vasculature development. The transcript has 12 exons. The annotation marks the transcript as partial.